This is a messenger RNA of Naumovozyma dairenensis CBS 421, 1878 nucleotides long. RefSeq names its product rRNA (cytosine-C5-)-methyltransferase NOP2 (gene NOP2). Gene Ontology annotation, biological process: maturation of LSU-rRNA; rRNA base methylation. Gene Ontology annotation, molecular function: rRNA (cytosine-C5-)-methyltransferase activity; RNA binding. Gene Ontology annotation, cellular component: nucleolus. Bases 1 to 1878 code for a protein of 625 amino acids. NCBI's taxonomy places the organism in Eukaryota, Fungi, Ascomycota, Saccharomycetes, Saccharomycetales, Saccharomycetaceae. The transcript has a single exon. The record is from RefSeq and is a predicted model, not a curated record.
AUGGGUAGCAGACGUCAUAAGAAUAAACAAGCAGCUCCACCAACUUUGGAUGAAUUCCAAGCUAAGAAGGAUAGAAAAUUGAAAAGAUCCAAUGAUAAAGAUAGUGAAAGAAAAUCAAAGAAACCAAAGUUUGAUGAUAAGAAGGAUGUUAAACCAAAAUCUGAAAAGAAGAGCAAGAACAAAAAGAAGCGCUCUGUAGAAGAUGAAGAAGAACAACAACAAAAAGAAGAGAUGGAAAAAUUACCUGAGGUCGACUUGGAAGAACUUUCCCAGGCCAAAAAGUCUUUAUUUGAUGAUGCUGAGGAUGUCCAAGAGCAAUUAUCUGGGGAAGAAGAUGAAUUGAAAGAUGAAUUCGAUUUGGAACAAGAAUAUGAAGAUGAUAGUGACGAAGAAGCGCGUGCUCAUCCAAUGUUUUCAGAUGAAGAAGAAGAUAUGGAGGAACUAAACGCUGCUAAUAUGGAAGCGUUAUCAAUGAAGUUGGAUGAAGAAGAAGCAUUGGAAGCCGAAGAAGCAGAAAAGGAAUUAAUCGAAACUGAUAAAUUUCAACCAAGAGCUGAUGUUUUACCUACUGAAGAACAGGAAUUAGAAUUGGCUCAACAACAACCCGAUUUGACUACUGUUAGAACAAGAAUGAUUGAAAUUGUUAAAGUUUUGGAAGAUUUCAAGAAUUUAGCAGCUGAGGGUAGAUCUAGAACUGAAUAUACAGAUAGGUUAUUAAAGGAUAUUUGUGAAUACUUUGGUUACACACCAUUUUUGGCGGAAAAAUUAUUUAAUUUAUUCUCACCAGCUGAAGCCAUGGAAUUCUUCGAAGCCAAUGAAAUUGCAAGGCCUAUCACAAUCAGAACUAAUACGUUAAAAACUAGAAGAAGAGAUCUUGCUCAAGCAUUAGUCAAUAGGGGUGUUAAUUUACAACCAAUUGGGUCAUGGACUAAAGUUGGUUUACAAAUUUUUGAUUCUCAAGUUCCAAUUGGUGCUACUCCAGAAUAUUUAGCUGGUAACUAUAUUUUACAAGCUGCGUCCUCCUUCUUACCUGUCAUUGCCCUUGAUCCUCAUGAAAAUGAACGUAUCCUUGAUAUGGCAGCAGCCCCAGGUGGUAAAACUACUUACAUUUCUGCCUUAAUGAAGAAUACUGGUACCGUCUUCGCUAAUGAUGCAAACAAAAAUAGAACGAAAUCUCUAAUUGCUAAUAUCCAUCGUCUAGGUUGUACAAAUACUAUUGUCUGUAAUUAUGAUGCGCGUGAAUUCCCAAAGGUUAUUGGUGGUUUCGAUAGAAUCUUAUUAGACGCACCAUGUUCAGGUACAGGUGUUAUUGGUAAGGAUCAAUCAGUUAAAGUCUCCCGUACAGAAAAGGAUUUUAUUCAAAUUCCACAUCUGCAGAAACAAUUACUUCUAUCGGCUAUUGAUUCUGUCGAUUGUAAUUCGAAACAUGGUGGUAUUAUUGUGUACUCUACAUGUUCCGUUGCAGUUGAAGAAGAUGAAGCUGUUGUCGAUUAUGCGCUAAGGAAAAGACCGAACGUUAAGUUGGUCGAUACUGGAUUAGCUAUCGGUAAGGACGGUUUCACAAGUUUUAGAGGGAAAAACUUCCAUCCAAGUAUAAAGUUGACAAAGAGAUAUUAUCCUCAUACCUAUAAUGUUGAUGGUUUCUACGUUGCCAAAUUCCAAAAGAUUGGUCCUUCUCCACACGAUGAUAACCAAGCAAGCGCUAGAGAAAAGGAAAACCUUGCAAGGCAAGAAGCUGCAGCUGAAGGUAUCAUUCAUUCCGAUUUCUCCAAGUUCGAUGAUGAAGAAGAUGAAAAGUACAUUAAUAAAUCUAAGAAAGUUAAUUUAUUAAAGAAAGGUAUGAAUCCAAAGGGAACAAAAAAUGCUGCAAGGGAUUGA